AUGGGGGAGCGAGACAGGACUUCGGAGGGCAAACGGCUGCCGCGCAUGGCCGCUUGUCUGAUGAUGCGAUUCCCCUCUGAGCGAGAAGCUAACAUGGCAGCUUCAGAACUUGAGCAUGUUGGCAGGAUGCCACGCACUCUGCUACAGAACAGCGGGAACAGUUCUCAGGGGGGAGUGGAAGAAGACUCCGAGGAGGAUGACAGUUACUCCCUCAAAGGCAUGGACACCGUGUCUGACGGGGAAUGUCCCAGCAGGGGACAACCAGAAACCCUGGAGGGAAGCCCGAAGAGAAGCGAAAAGACCGGAGUCGGGUAUACGAACUGGCACAAGCACCGGGUGGCCGCCAUCUGCAGUGAGCGUUUCGACCGCUUGCUGCAGGAGUGCCCAGAGUUCCACAGCUGCAAGAGCAGCCUGGCUGCCUUCCUGCUGGAGAGAGAUGUGGUUGACACAGGAGGACAGACUUGUGAGCAGUAUGAAGUGGUUGCCCUGGGAACGGGCAGUGCCAGCUGCAGCGGCUGGGUGUGUUUCAGCGGGCACGUGGUGCAUGACUGCCACGCCAUGGUGACUGCCCGACGGGCACUGCGCAGGUUCUUAUUCAAGCAGCUGCUCCUGUUCUUCAGUGAUGACCCUGCCUGCAAAGAGAGGUCUAUUUAUGAAAGCACCUCUGACAGCAACCUGCUUCAGCUCAAGCCCAAAAUCUACCUGCACCUCUACACCAACCAGACCCCUAAGGGGGCAGCACAAUGUGUUCUUAUGAAGUCGUCUGGCAGCAGCUACACCUCCCUGAAGCUGCAAUGCCAUGCCAAGGGCUCCCUCAUCCCUGCUGCCUUCCUGCAGCCCAGCACCUGGGCGGCCCGCAUAUGCUCCAUGUCAGACAGUGACAAGCUGAGCCGCUGGGCUGUGACUGGCCUGCAGGGGGCGCUGCUGAGCCAUUUCAUUCAGCCACUCUACAUCACCAGCGUGGUGCUGGGAGAUUCCAGCCAUUAUUUGGAGAAGGUGUCUGACACCAUCAAUAAGCGUCUGGGGGAGGGCUGGGAGGGCCAGCUGCCCCACCCAUUCGGCAUCCACAAGAUGUUCUUCUACGGUGGACAGAACGUGGGGCCACUGGUCUGCUCCGCCCACUGCAAGGACCUCAGCCUAAACUGGAGCCUGGGGGAUCCCAGCGUGGAGGUGGUGGACAGCACCAACGGCCAUGCUAUUGAGAGGUCUCCCUUUGUCAGUGGCCCUGGCUUCUCCAGCAGGCUCUGUAAGAGGGCUUUCUUCAGCAUCUUCUGCCAAAUCGCCAAGCUGAGGAAACGUCAAGACCUGCUGGGCCUGGCCACCUACCACGAGGCCAAGAUGUUGGCCCACUCCUACCAGGCUGCCAAAGCCUUGGCUAACGAGCAGUUCCUGGCCAACAAUGCCGGGCCCUGGAACUCUAAGCAACUGGUGGACAGAUUCAGUGCCUGA
Messenger RNA from Megalops cyprinoides (Indo-Pacific tarpon), 1449 nucleotides. It is a transcript of the gene adad2, whose product is annotated as adenosine deaminase domain containing 2. The transcript is spliced from 9 exons. Lineage: Eukaryota; Metazoa; Chordata; Actinopteri; Elopiformes; Megalopidae. Gene Ontology annotation, cellular component: nucleolus; cytoplasm. Gene Ontology annotation, molecular function: double-stranded RNA adenosine deaminase activity; tRNA-specific adenosine deaminase activity; double-stranded RNA binding. Bases 1 to 1449 code for a protein of 482 amino acids. The record is from RefSeq and is a predicted model, not a curated record. Gene Ontology annotation, biological process: adenosine to inosine editing; RNA processing.